CAUUGCGUCAAUUGAGAGUCCCUCCAUCCUGUUUGUAAGUCCCUGCUGUGAGUGACGUUAACCCGAACCCCCGGCAAAAGAUUGCUCCUUUUAAAGUCCGGUUCAUGAUCCUCCUCCUCGACAUGUUCUUCACUAUCUUCUUUUCUUUCGGUCUGAUCAAUUCCUCUCUACUUGCUCUGCAGAAGAACAAUUGCCACUUCUCUCUCUACUACCUAUUCCCUCGGAAAACCCCCACUUGAAUACAUACAAAUCACCCCUCCUUCUGCGCAACCCCCCUCCGCCACGACCACCUCCGUAUCUUCCUGCUUUCUCCGUUGAACCGAGGUAGCAGUUUCUUUAAAAUCAAUCCUAUUUCCCUCGUCGCCGGAAUUGGAAAUUCAUACUUGUGCAGCUCUCCUGCUCAGAAACAUCCCUCAUCCACCCCACCACCACCACUCACCCACAUAUACACAUCAUGGCUUCCGGCGGUAGCGCUCCUCCUGUUGGACAGGAAAACAUCAACACCGACAUCGUCACUCUCACCCGAUUCCUCACGGAAGAGCAGGCCAAGGUGCCCGAGGCCACCGGAGACUUCACACUUCUCUGUCACGCCCUGCAAUUCGCCUUCAAGUCCAUUGCCUACUACAUCCGUCGGGCCUCGUUGAUCAACCUGACGGGUCUGGCGGGGUCGUCCAACACCACGGGCGACGAUCAGAAGAAGCUUGACGUCAUCGGCAAUGACAUCUUCAUCGCGGCGAUGAAGGGGUCGGGCAAGUGCCGGAUCCUGGUGUCCGAGGAAGAAGAGGAGACGAUCGUCUUCGACGAGCACCCGGAUGCGCGCUACGCGGUGGUGUGCGACCCGAUUGACGGAUCUUCCAACCUGGACGCCGGCGUCUCGGUGGGAACCAUCUUCGGCAUCUUCAGACUGCCCGACGAGAUCCUGGGCGCCGGCAAGAAGGUGACGGCCGACGACCUCCUGCGGCCUGGUACCGAGAUGGUGGCCUCGGGCUUCACCAUGUACGGCGCCUCGGCGCAGCUGGUCAUUACCAUGCGCAACGGUAGCGUCAACGGCUUCACCAUGGAGAACUCCCUGGGCGAGUUCAUCCUCACCCACCCCAACAUGCAGCUGCCCGCCAAGCGCGCCAUCUACUCCGUCAACGAGGGUAACAGCAUGUACUGGGACGAGUGGUGCAAUGCCUACUUCCACUCGCUCAAGUUCCCCGGCGAAGGUCAGAAGCCCUACAGUGCCCGCUACAUCGGCUCCAUGGUCGCCGACGCCUACCGCACCCUCCUGUACGGCGGCGUCUUCGCCUACCCCGCCGACAAGAAGAGCCCCAAGGGCAAGCUCCGCAUUCUGUACGAGUGCGCCCCCAUGGCCAUGCUGUUCGAGAACGCCGGCGGCCUGGCCGUCAACUCGCGCAUGGAGCGCCUCCUCGAGGUCGUCCCCGAGCACAUCCACGACCGCAGCGGAGUCUUCCUCGGCUCCAAGGACGAGGUCCAGAAGAUCAUCGACACCUACAACCAGCACAAGAAAUAGAUUCCCCAAACCACACACUCACACACAAACACUCACAUAUAAAAACACAAAGGAUGGAUUACGGUGCUCGGGCUGGACCUCAGGGAGUUCUCUGUUUUUACUCUUGCGGUUUUCAUCACCAAUUGAUACUUAAUGCAUGCUCUUCAGGUGACACGACAGCAGCAUAUUAACGAGUUACGUUGUACUUAACCGAUACGCUCCAUAAUCCGCAAACCAAAUCAAAC
This is a messenger RNA of Aspergillus homomorphus CBS 101889, 1740 nucleotides long. RefSeq names its product fructose 1,6-bisphosphate 1-phosphatase (gene fbp1). Gene Ontology annotation, molecular function: fructose 1,6-bisphosphate 1-phosphatase activity. The record is from RefSeq and is a predicted model, not a curated record. Bases 455 to 1516 code for a protein of 353 amino acids. Lineage: Eukaryota; Fungi; Ascomycota; Eurotiomycetes; Eurotiales; Aspergillaceae. The transcript has 2 exons. Gene Ontology annotation, cellular component: cytoplasm; cytosol. Gene Ontology annotation, biological process: fructose metabolic process; fructose 6-phosphate metabolic process; sucrose biosynthetic process.